Molecule: messenger RNA, 2527 nt
Organism: Dipodomys ordii (Ord's kangaroo rat)
Lineage: Eukaryota; Metazoa; Chordata; Mammalia; Rodentia; Heteromyidae
Gene: Gnas
Product: GNAS complex locus
Exons: 13
Coding region: 1066-2154 (362 amino acids)
Biological process (GO): adenylate cyclase-activating dopamine receptor signaling pathway; sensory perception of chemical stimulus
Cellular component (GO): heterotrimeric G-protein complex
Molecular function (GO): GTPase activity; ionotropic glutamate receptor binding; G-protein beta/gamma-subunit complex binding
Source: RefSeq, a predicted model, not a curated record
CUCAGUCUCCUCUCCUCUCCCAGGCGAGAGGAUCAGAGGAGGCACCUCCCGAGUCCCAGACUCGGCGAGAGGAGCCCCGAGGAGACGACGCUCUCCUCCCCGCCUUACCUUCCUUCCUUGCGGCGAGACUACUAGAGGCGCAGAGCUUAAGAAAGUUUUUAAGUGCCGCCUAGGUAGGUGCUUCCUUCUCCUUCUCAGCCCGCGGUGGGACGGGGACCCGGGGACCCCCGCUCUCUCCUCCUAAGGCGCUUCCUUCUAGGUUCCAGCAGCCCGUGCGGGUCGGAGCCACUCUCUGCGGUGUCAGGGAGUGGACCGGCUUCUCGGGGCGUCCAAGAGGAUGGAUCGCAGGCCCCGGGGUCAGCAUUGGCGCCGAGCUCGCCACAACUACAACGACCUGUGCCCGCCCAUCGGCCGCCGGGCAGCCACCGCGCUCCUCUGGCUCUCCUGCUCCAUCGCGCUCCUCCGCGCCCUCGCCACCUCCAACGCGCGUGCCCAGCAGCGCGCGGCCGCCCAGCGCCGGAGCUUCCUCAACGCCCAUCACCGCUCCGCCCAGGUGUUCCCCGAGUCCCCUGAGUCCGAGUCUGACCACGAGCACGAGGAGGGAGACCUGGAGCUGUCCCUCCCCGAGUGCCUAGAGUACGAGGAAGAGUUCGACUACGAGAGUGAGACCGAGACCGAGACGGAGACCGAGUCCGAGAUCGAGUCCGAGACCGACUUCGAGACCGAGCCCGAGACCGCGCCCGCCAGUGAGCCCGAGACCGAGCCCGAGGACGGGCGCAGCCCCCGUCGCGCCGCCUUCAACCAAUCCCUCACCGAGCGCCUGCACGCGCUCAAGUUGCAGAGCUCCGAGGCGGCCGCCAGCCCCGCGCAGCCCACCACUCAGGAGCCCCAGCGCCCCGGCGAGGGGGAGGAGCCCGAGGAGCGCGAUCCCCGGGACCCCGAGGAGUCUGAAGAGCGCAAGGAGAAGAAGCAGCAGCGCCGCUGCAAGCCAAGAAAGGCCACCCGCCGCGACCCCUCCCCCGAGUCCCCUUCCAAAAAGCCAUCCAUCCCCAUCCGGCGUCACUGAUGGAGGACGCCGUCCAGAUUCUCCUUGUUUUCAUGGAUUCAGGUGCUGGAGAGUCUGGGAAAAGCACCAUCGUGAAGCAGAUGAGGAUUCUGCAUGUUAAUGGGUUUAAUGGAGAGGGCGGCGAAGAGGACCCGCAGGCUGCAAGGAGCAACAGCGAUGGUGAGAAGGCCACCAAAGUGCAGGACAUCAAAAACAACCUGAAGGAGGCGAUUGAAACCAUUGUGGCCGCCAUGAGCAACCUGGUGCCCCCUGUGGAGCUGGCCAACCCCGAGAACCAGUUCAGAGUGGACUACAUUCUGAGCGUGAUGAACGUGCCUGACUUUGACUUCCCACCUGAAUUCUAUGAGCAUGCCAAGGCUCUGUGGGAGGAUGAGGGAGUGCGUGCCUGCUACGAGCGCUCCAAUGAGUACCAGCUGAUUGACUGUGCCCAGUAUUUCCUGGACAAGAUUGAUGUGAUCAAGCAGGCCGACUACGUGCCGAGCGACCAGGACCUGCUCCGCUGCCGUGUCCUGACCUCUGGAAUCUUUGAGACCAAGUUCCAGGUGGACAAAGUCAACUUCCACAUGUUCGAUGUGGGCGGCCAGCGCGAUGAGCGCCGCAAGUGGAUCCAGUGCUUCAAUGAUGUGACUGCCAUCAUCUUCGUGGUGGCCAGCAGCAGCUACAACAUGGUCAUUCGGGAGGACAACCAGACCAACCGCCUGCAGGAGGCUCUGAACCUCUUCAAGAGCAUCUGGAACAACAGAUGGCUGCGCACCAUCUCUGUGAUUCUGUUCCUCAACAAGCAAGAUCUGCUUGCUGAGAAAGUCCUCGCUGGAAAAUCGAAGAUUGAGGACUACUUUCCAGAGUUCGCUCGCUACACCACUCCUGAGGAUGCGACUCCCGAGCCCGGAGAGGACCCACGCGUGACCCGGGCCAAGUACUUCAUUCGAGAUGAGUUUCUGAGAAUCAGCACUGCCAGUGGAGAUGGGCGCCACUACUGCUACCCUCACUUCACCUGCGCUGUGGACACCGAGAACAUCCGCCGCGUGUUCAACGACUGCCGUGACAUCAUCCAGCGCAUGCACCUCCGCCAGUAUGAGCUGCUCUAAGAAGGGAACCCCAAAUUUAAUUACAGCCUUAAGCACAAUUAAUUAAAAGUGAAACGCAACUGUGCACGCAGUUAGUCACCCACCAUAGGGCAUGACUAACAAAGCAACCUUUCCUUUCCCCCAAGUGAUUUUGCGAAACCCCCUUUUCCCUUCAGCUUGCUUAGAUGUUCCAAAUUUAGAAAGCUUAAGGCGGCCUACAGAUAAAAAAGAAAAAGAAAAAGGCCACAAAAGUUCCCUCUUCUCUUUCAGUAAAUAAAUAACAGCAGCAAACAGAAAUAAAGAAAUAAAUGAAACAAAUGAAACAAAUGAAAUAAAUAUUGUGUUGUGCAGCAUUCAAAAAAUCAAAAUAAAAAUUAAAUGUGAGCAAAGAAUG